Mollisia scopiformis is the source of this 559-nucleotide messenger RNA. RefSeq lists its product as uncharacterized. The transcript has a single exon. The record is from RefSeq and is a predicted model, not a curated record. NCBI's taxonomy places the organism in Eukaryota, Fungi, Ascomycota, Leotiomycetes, Helotiales, Mollisiaceae. Bases 56 to 409 code for a protein of 117 amino acids.
CUGCAAAAUACCACGAGUCGACGAUAUCUCUGUGCUUAACAGACACCUAGAGUUGAUGGGUAUAGACUCUUGGUUAUCCCUUGCCGGGCGCACACCUGAGCUAUCAGAUGGUCCGGCCAAUCUACUUCGAACUGCUCCGGCGCUUAUCAGUCGCUUGAUGCGAGAAUUUGGGGACGACUUUGCGAAUUUUGAAUUCACUGCAACGAAAGGUGGUUUGCAGAUUAUACAAAGCCUUGCAAGAGAAUUGAUGCAACCUUUGGAAGACGAAAGCUUGAGUGAAGCAGAGCAGAUCUUCACCUCGGUUGCUUUGUUACGGAUUGCAAAAGUAGCAUUGUGCAUUGCGCUAGAAUCAGAUACAGAACAGAUUCGAGGAUAUCUUUCGACGGAUAUACAAGUAUAUGUAGCUUGAAAACAGGGGUAGAACAGAGACCUUGAUGCAACGGAAGCUCAGAUCUGUCGAAGUAAUAACAGAAGGAAGGACGUAGAAGCUCAUAUCUGCUACUAAGAAAGGAAUUCAAAGCACUACAAAGCCUCACCAUCAUUAAAAUCUCCAUCAAAA